Nematolebias whitei (Rio pearlfish) is the source of this 1380-nucleotide messenger RNA. It is a transcript of the gene slc38a8b, whose product is annotated as solute carrier family 38 member 8b. The transcript has 10 exons. Lineage: Eukaryota; Metazoa; Chordata; Actinopteri; Cyprinodontiformes; Rivulidae. The record is from RefSeq and is a predicted model, not a curated record. The coding region runs from base 1 to 1332 and encodes 443 amino acids. Gene Ontology annotation, molecular function: amino acid transmembrane transporter activity. Gene Ontology annotation, biological process: amino acid transmembrane transport.
AUGGAGGAGCUGGCCCGGGAGAGCAUCAGCCUGCUGACCCGGUCUGCGUCCCACUCCGACCCGCCGGGACUCGGCUCGUUCGGGGCCGUGUUCAUCAUGCUGAAGUCGGCUCUGGGAGCCGGACUGCUCAACUUCCCCUGGGCCUUCCAGAAGGCAGGAGGGGUGACGGUGGCCGUCAGCGUGGAGCUGGUAUGUCUGGUGUUCCUCAUCAGCGGACUCGUCAUCCUCGGUUACGCGUCGUCCGUCAGCGGACAGAGAACCUACCAGGACGUGGUGAGGGAAGUGUGCGGACGAGCUGCCGGACAGCUCUGCGAGGUCUGUUUCUGCUUCAACCUGUUCGUGAUCAGCGUGGCCUUCCUGGUGGUGAUCCAGGACCAGCUGGAGAAACUGUGCGUUUCUUUAUACGAGGUGGCGACGGGAUCGAGCGAGGCAGAAAUGCCUCAUCACUGGUACACCGACCAGCGCUUUGCCCUCUUCAUCAUGUGUCUCUUCAUCAUCUUACCACUGUCCAUCCCGAAGGAAAUCGGCAUCCAGAAGUACACGAGUGUGUUGGGGACGCUGGCUGCGACGUAUCUCUGUGUUGCAGUGGUCGUUAAGUAUUACCUGAUGGACAGCCACACAAGUUUAAUAACUCCACAGCACAGCCAAGGGCUGAGCUCAUGGGCGUCCAUGUUCAGCGUCGUACCAACCAUUUGCUUUGGCUUCCAGUGCCAUGAAGCCUGCAUAGCGAUCUACAGCAGCAUGCAGAACCAGCAGCUCCUCCACUGGGUGCUCAUCUCUGUGCUCUCCAUGCUUUUCUGUUUGCUCGUCUACACCCUCACAGGUGUGUACGGCUUCCUGACCUUCGGGCGAGACGUAGCCUCAGACAUUCUGCUGUCAUAUCCAGGAAACGACGUGGCGAUGAUCAUCUCCAGACUUCUGUUUGGGAUUUCCAUCGUCACCAUUUACCCCAUCAUUCUUCUCCUGGGCAGAUCUGUCAUCCUGAACCUGGUGCUACGAGUUCAGAGACAUCGCCGGGGAGUCGUCACUCGCUCGUUCGAGAGUCGCUGCAGAGUUUUGCUAACCGUGGCCUGGAUCACCUUCACGCUUUCCAUCGCCAUGUUCGUGCCAGACAUGGCCGACGUCAUCAGCGUCAUUGGAGGGAUCAGCGCCUUUUUCAUCUUCAUCUUUCCUGGUUUAUGUUUGAUGUUCACGAUGCAAACAGAAGAGGUCUCUCCAAGAGUCCGGGCCGUUUUAACAGUUUGGGGGGUCAUAACGAUCGUGGUCGGGGUGUUCAUCUUUGGACAGAGCACCACCAUCGCUGUGAUGGAGGUUGUCCACAAGUUCUCCUAGUUUCCACCCAGUUCAACCAGCUGCAGCUGGUCUGUGACGCUCACCUCU